Molecule: messenger RNA, 825 nt
Organism: Pocillopora meandrina
Lineage: Eukaryota; Metazoa; Cnidaria; Anthozoa; Scleractinia; Pocilloporidae
Source: the annotation of a GenBank genome assembly
CUUCGUAAGGUAAUUGACUUGUGUUUAUUUGCAACUUUCCAUAGACAUAACUUCACUGCAAUGAGUAAAAGAAGAGCUUCAUCUAAAACCGGAUCGUUGAAAAAGCGAGGGAAAGUUGAAGAUGUCGACCAAACAGCGGGAAACGAGGUGAAAACCUUGGUAGAGAAAGUAGCUCGCGAACUGCACAAGAAUGCAGAUCCCAAGAAAAGUCAACCCAUGAAGAAAUACCUGAGGGAUAAGUUCGAGUUUUUUGGUCUUAGCAGCCCUGUAAGGAAGAGCGUUUGUAAGGAAUUAUUGAAAGAAAAAUUGAACUCGGGUGACACGAGAGACUUCGUGCGGCUUUUAUGGACAAAACCGGAGCGAGAAUUCCAGUACUUUGCCAUCGAUUACCUCGAGAAGCACUUAGAAUCUUCCAAAGACUUUGAAGAGAACAUCCAGUGUAUGAAAGAUUUGAUCACGAACAAAUCUUGGUGGGACACUGUUGAUGCGCUAGCGUCUAAGAUGGUUGGGCAACUCGUGAAACAACAUCGAGAUUUAGGAAAAGUUAUCAUGGAAGAAUGGAUCAAUCAUGAAAACAUGUGGCUCAGAAGAACCGCCAUACUUCAUCAGCUUUCUUACAAAGAGGAAACCGACGAGGAGAUGCUGUUCCGCUUCUGCAAUCUAAGGGCAGCCGAGGAAGAAUUUUUCAUCCGAAAGGCAAUUGGAUGGGCCCUAAGACAGUACGCUCGGACUUCUGGUUCCAAGGUCAAGAAGUAUCUACUGAAGCACAAGGGGGAAUUAAGUGGCUUGAGCUUUAAGGAGGCUUCCAAACAUUUGCACUUGUGA